Molecule: messenger RNA, 276 nt
Organism: Penicillium subrubescens
Lineage: Eukaryota; Fungi; Ascomycota; Eurotiomycetes; Eurotiales; Aspergillaceae
Exons: 2
Coding region: 1-276 (91 amino acids)
Source: RefSeq, a predicted model, not a curated record
AUGGACUUCUGCGUCAAGACCCGCGCCAAGAGGCGCGCCGGACGCGAGGAGGAGCGCAUGAAGACUGUGUCCGAAGUGGAUAACAUACCAUCCUUGUCUAGUAGAGACCACCUAUAUCGUACUAAGACCGAACUUUUGUACCGGAAUCAGCCUUUGAAGAAGAAUCUGUGCAGGAAGUAUGAAACAUAUCGGCCGAUCGAUGUACCAAUGUACGCCCCCAAGCGCCAGAGGGAUAUGCAACAAGAAGAUAACGCCGAGGGGGAAACAGAGUAUUAG